GUUAAAGUUUAUGACACAAAACUACCUCAGUUGAAUACUGGCAUGUGUACAAGGUUGAAACUUGCAUAAAUAAAAGCGAAAUCUGAUGACUCCUCCCUAAUCAGAGUACUGAAGUGGUUAACAGCCUUUAAAACUAGCAAUCAGUGGGGUAAUUCUCAACAAUAAAAGUAAAAAUAAAUAAAAUAGCAGCGCUUUCUUUGCUUUUAAUGACACACAGCUGCUAAGUUCCAUUAAUCCGAAGCAGGAGGGGGUAGUAAUGUACAUACGCUGGUUGCCAGCCGCCGUUAAUACUCAAACAAUUCCACGUCAACUCGAACACGCAAAACCCCGGUAUGAAGCAUUGUCAUGAGCAUGCCAAACCAACAGAUGGCGAUAUAUUCCUUAACCCAGAGAAGCCACUCCAGUCUCGUCUUGCCAUGAACAAGGAAAAAAUGCGGGAGCUGACUUCGCAGACGUACGUGGCUCAGGUCAUUGGCACUGCUGUAUCACAACAUCAUUUGCUGGCAUGUACAUCUAGGAUGCGAUCAAUCCAGAUGAGAUUCUCUCCAAUGCCAGCAAACCGACAGUGGAAGACACGAGCCAGCACUUCUCCCACCACAUUGCCUCAGGCUUUUGAGAUACCGACUUAUAACUGCUUCUCCCCCCUAUGUUGGGAUCACCGGGGCCUCCAUCGCCCGGCAUGUACACGCUACAUUAGGUGUAGCAAUUAUGUGAGCUGCAGUCUGGAUCCUGCCUCUGUCAGAUCACCUAACACAAAUGGAAAGAUGACAUCGACCCUUGCAAGGACUUCAGGCGAUCCCAGCACUGGACUACAUACAGUGGUAAUCAUAUUUUCAGUAGUCCGUGUCAAAUUUUCUUUCAAGUCAAUGGGUACCAUCAACUGUAUGAUUGACAUCAUUUAUCAGAUUAAAGAAUUUUUGGCAAGUUUAUAACAACAUGAAGUGUUUGGGUGAGAUCUAGACCGAGGACUAAGGCGUAUACUAGGACAGAACUAAGUGUUGUGGCCCACAGGUGAUCCUAAAGCAACAAAGAGGAACCAUGGAGAGGAAGAAGUGGUGUUCAGAUGUUUAAAAGGCGGUGUUCGGGACAGGAAGCAAAGGCAACAAAGAGGAACCUCUAAGGUUUAAAGGCACUGCUUGCAGAGACGAGUGCAGAAAACAAGACAGAAGACCUGUCGAGAAUGUUUUAUGAUUAAAUGUUUUUGUUAUGUACAUGCACAUUAUUAUUUACAAUAUAUUUCUAAGAUACAUAAAUAUGUGACCUUGUAUAUGAAAUCCAGGCUACUGUCUUAACAUCUUAUGACAUCUAAAGUUUGAAUUUACUGAUUUAACAUUGAGUUCAGUCUUUGACAUGACCUUACUCAGUCAGUAUUGAAUAUGUCAAGAUUAUAUUUUCAGAUAAUGUUUUCUGAAUUGUGUAGGAUGAUUUUAUGUAGAAAACAGUAAGUCACAGAGAAAUACUUUGC
Paramisgurnus dabryanus is the source of this 1465-nucleotide messenger RNA. The record is from RefSeq and is a predicted model, not a curated record. Lineage: Eukaryota; Metazoa; Chordata; Actinopteri; Cypriniformes; Cobitidae.